CUCCACUCCUCUCGCUGCCUCCUCUCUGCCCCCGUUGCAGCUCCAGUCCUCACAGCGCCGCAGUCAUGGACGGACCCAAACUUCGCUAACUCCCUUUCGCACCCCCAAACUUUUCCGAUGCCUUUUACGCACUGACGCACCGCAAAUGCCACGGCUUUACUGUUCUAUGGAGACUCUACUGUGACUUGGGGACUGCUUUGACUCGACUUUUCGCUUCGCUGUGGUUCGCUCAUGCGUCGGGAAUGCCAUGGCGCACACUCCGAGCGCUCAGCAGCAGCAGCACCAGGAUUAUUUCAGAUCCGUGAGCAGCGAGUCCACCACGUACAUGAUGGUCCCGGCCGGCGGGCCUCCUCCCAGGCCACGCCGGGAGACACCGUCCAGGAUGUGGGUGGCCAUGGUCGUGAUUGUGGUGGUCGUCCUGCAGAUCGCCUCCACCACGGGGCUCUUCGUUUACCUGAACAUGUCCAUAUCCCAGGUUCGGAGUCAGGGUGUCACAGAAGAACUCAAGUGUCUGAGUUUACUCAACGUUUUAGACAAAGAUCAAGACAUUCCCGACCAGCUCACCCAGCUGUUCGGAGAGCCAUGUAUCAAACUGGCAGAGGGCAUCAAGGCCUACAUCUCUAAGGUCACAGAAAACAUCGUCUCCAAACAGACUUUUAUAGAGGCACGUACCAUGCCUCGCACUUUCAACUCUACGGGGUCAAAGUUCGUGACCUCCGUGCCACAGCGGCCCUCGGCUCACUUGACCCUGAGGGACUCCAGUUCUCCAGGGUUCCCCAUGUACCCCCUCCCCACCCCGGGCCUGCACCAGUCCUGUCGUCACGUGGUCCGCUCCUGGGCCAAUCAGAGCUUUGGGUCCCACCUACACAACAUGAGCCUGACCAACGGGAAGCUCAGAGUGCCACAAGACGGACGCUACUACUUGUACUCACAGGUGUACUUCCGAUAUCCGUCUCCAGCCUCUAAUGAAGGCGACCAGCGCAGUGUGAGUCACCAGCUGGUCCAAUGUGUGUACAAGAAGACCUCCUACCCCAGCCCCAUACAGCUGUUGAAAGGCGUGGGGACAAAGUGCUGGGCGCCUGACGCUGAGUACGCUCUGCACUCGGUCUAUCAGGGAGGACUGUUCGAGCUCAGAGCCGGAGACGAGCUGUUCGUGUCCGUGUCUUCGCCGAACAUGGUCAACGCCGACGACUCCUCCAGCUACUUCGGCGCUUUCCGAUUGGACCUCUAAAACAAUCCAGGAAUAAUUAUGGAUUUACAAACUACCGAAUUGGAAAAACAGUUGUGAUUUCGGAACUUUUUCUAGAAAUUUUUUUUUGCGAUAUUGGCUGGACCGAUGUUUUUUCGAAAGACGUUUUUUUGUAAGACUUUCUAAAGGAGGACAACACUGAACAGUUUAAAGCGGAUUUGCGUUUUAAUUCCUUUUAACUUUUUAAAAUUUUUUACCAAAAUCCAUCAGUUACGUGCAAUCACCUGGAGAACACUGUGAUCAUAUUCCGUAUUUUUCUCGAAGGAAUUCCUCUUUUGGACUUUUGGAGAAUUCCAGGUUGACAAAUCCAAAAUUCAUCAUAAUUUUCCGCUAUAUUUCUUCACCACAGAUGCCUUUUGGAGUGAAUUCAAAUGGAACUUUUGAGUAUUUCAGACUUGGGAAUGUAUGAACGAUAGUGAACUUGUGAAAAAUGCGAGGAGCGAUCAAACCAAAGCAAAAACCAAAAUGUGGAAUAGAACUUGUGCCAUGUCGUGCUGUACAAAAACGUUCUAAUAAUUAAUAUGUAUUUGAUCUCAUUGACUGUGACCACUCGGACGCUUUGUAAAAAAAAACGACUUAAGAUGUGGAUUUAAAGAAUGGAUUGUAUUUUUGUUGUUGAUUUUGUAAAAACACGGAGGAGCAGGAAAAGAGAGAAGAGAAGAGGAGGAGGAGAAGGAGGAGGAGGCGUGGUCAUCUCAAGGUUGUUCAGUAGCUUGCGUUCAAAAUCUGAUGAUGUCAUAAUUUCAGAUGGAGGGCGGGGCUUAUAUAACUCUAAGGGAGAUUCAGUUUGGGCUCUGUGUCACUUUUCUGGUGUGUGGAGGCGUUGAAUGUUCCGCAAUAUGGCAUUAAACUUAUUUCACUUGCAGUUUUUAUUGCUCAAAAAAUACUUGGCCCUGUGGUGUCACCCGUUUAGUCCAGUUUAAUGCCGUAUUGUUCAACGUUAAAGAGGCGAUAUUCUGCGAAAUUGACUUUUUUUGGAGCGUUCUACCAUAUUAUAAAGUCGAAAACGAAACUAACUUCAAAACUUAAAAGUGUUUAUAUGUUGUUUUUGGCGAAUAUAGUAUUUUCAAAACAAUAAAAAGUAACGUGGUGAUCUAAAUAUGCUAUGUGUUAAGUGUUAUCCGAGGCCGGGUCGUGGGAUCAGGAACUUCCAGACGUCCCUCACCCCGGACACGUCCUCCAGCUCCUCCAGUGGGACCCCAAGGCGUUCCCAGGCCAGCCAAGAGACAUAGUCCCUCCAGCGUGUCCUGUGUCUUCCCCGGGGCCUCCUACCAGUGGGACAUGGCCGGAACACCUCCCUCGGGAAGUUAAUACUCCAUAGAUGUGUAAUACCUCCCCUCUUUAAGCAUCUCCAUCAAGAAGAGCAGAUUCCAGACCAGAAAUGUUACAUAGUGCAUCUGUAACUUAAAUUUAUAUAUUCUACAAAAACAAAGCCAAAAACAGAACAUAAAAUCUAACCGUUUUACUUUUUUAGAUGAUAAAUUGAGUAGAAGAAGUUGCCCCUAAACGCAGUACUGCCUCUCACUCGUUGUUUAAUCCACCAAUCCGGGUUUUUCUGUUCUAAUACUGAGAAGAUACUUUGGUUUUAAGUAUCUCACAGAUCUAUGAUUCCACCCUCAGACCCAAAGCAAACAAAAAGAAACAAAAGAGAACAAUAGGAGGGCCAUUAAAGGUUGUUAAGGCUGAAACUGGAGACAAUAGCUGUUUAUAGUUUCAGUGUAGUUAGCUCCUCCCUUAAGACAAAUAUAAGGCAGUGUCCAGCAGUGAAUCUGACCCGAACUGAAGAAGCGGCUUGGACGAGCAACAAAACGUCUUCACUCUUACAACGAUUUGUCCAGUUGACAGAUUUAAACUUCGUCUUUUGCUAUGAAUCAGACCUGGACGAGUGAGGGACUACACAGAAGUCGAUACCUGAUAUCAACCGAUGCUAGAGCAGAGACUGAAAGUGUCAUUUAUUUUCUUUAAACACAAACAGCACGAUAGAAAAAUGAUCGAAAUGUGUUUUGUAACUACAGAACAGCUUUGUUAAAAUACAAGUUUAAUAUGAUAUGUUUUGGGCCAAUAUUCGAUAGUGAAUUGUCUUAUUACAUCAAUUUAUAGAGCAAAAUAGAAGCUGAUAUCCAAUCCACCAAAAUGUUCAGUAUUGGCGCAGUGCAUCUGUAUAAAUGAGCUGAUCGAACGUGCCUCCUCCUCCUCCUCCUCUUCGUCCGUCUGACACACUUUUGUUUAGUUUAAAAGUUUAUGUCUGUUUUUCCGGUUAAACCUGUGAAGCCACGUUCUGUUUAAAUCACCAUUACUCACGCUAACACGCUAACCCGCUAACACACCAGGACGCUAACACAACAAAGUGACAGACUCUGGAUUUACGGCUAGCUUUAGCGCCAAAGCUAAUCAUUUAGACACUACAAGAAAGCGUUGUGUUAAUGUUAUUGCUGUGAUUUUGUCUCUGAAUGUAAGUGUAAAUGAAAAAAAUUUGAUGUUUUUUUUGUUUUGUUUUUUUUAUAAAACCACUAAAUUUCUGUUUUUAAAUUUGGAUUUGUACAUUAUUUGCUAUUUUGGUGCUUGAAAAGUUGAGGCGGAUGGUACCUUGAAAGUUUGGGAUUUUUUGUAUUGAAAUUUUUUUUUUUUAAAUUGACUUAAAUGGAUAAUUUAAAAAAACUAACGCAAAACAAACAUGCACCGCUUUAAAGGUACACUAUGUAACUUUUAUGAAGGAUAGCCUGCCACGCGCUUGUUUCCAUGGAGAUGUGAUUGCUUUGUUUGCAAUGUUACACAGUACGGCAUUAGCUUUAAAAUUCAUCUUACAUUUGGUAUCAUCUGCUUGUCUCCAUGAAGAUAGAUUCGUUUAAUGCCAUACUGUGGGACGUUCCAGGCAAAGAAAUAACAUCCAGUCAGGCCUAAAAGUUACAGAGUGCAGCUUUAAAUAGUUUGGAGUAAAAUAGUCAGGGUCUUUUAUGCAACCAAUGAAAAUAGACGCUUUAUUCAGCCACAAUGUACAGGACCGUUUUGUUUUAAUGAAAUCGAAUUACCACUAAUGCAAUGAGCAGAGUGUGAGCACAGGCUGUGUACGGGGACGACGCUGUGAAAAACUGAAGCCAAUAUUGUGUGAAAUUUCAAAUAUAUUUAAAGGAAAAGACAGAAAUAUUGUUAAUUUAUUGUAGGAUUGUCAAAAGUCACAUUCACAGGACAGAAAUGAACGAAAUGAACAUGAAUGAGGAAUUACACACAUAUAAGACCACAUGGAAAUACACAAGAAAGUACCACGACGUAAUGUUAAAAAUCACAUUCUACUGCCUAAAUAUGGAGUUUUUAUCAUCAUUGUAGCAUCAGAAUCGGUUUCAAGUAUCAAGUCUAUUCCUUAGUAUCGAAAUCCAGUUUGAAAUUUUAGUAUCGUGACACUAAUUUAUUGAUAAGUUGAGUAUAUAUAGGUCACGGGUUCGCAACAGUGUAGUAUUUUUGUAUAGAUUCAAAGAAAAUUAUAUAUGUAUGUUUACAAUUUCAUAUAUAAUUUUCUGACAUCUUGAAAUCCAUUACUAUUUACAAUUUAUAACUUAUUUAUUGUAUCAUACUUUCCCCUCAAACCAUUGCAGCAGCAGUAGUAGUAGUAUUUGUAGUAGUAGUAGUAGUAGUAGUAGUAAUUUGUCUUCAUUUUCUCACAGCUAACCUCUCUAUCCAGUCUGUGUCGUUAAAGUGUUGUUUGGAUGUUUUGAUUCUGUGAGCACCUAAACUUUGUAAUAAAAUGUUUUGAUGAAAUG
Messenger RNA from Periophthalmus magnuspinnatus, 5004 nucleotides. It is a transcript of the gene tnfsf10l, whose product is annotated as TNF superfamily member 10, like. Gene Ontology annotation, molecular function: tumor necrosis factor receptor binding. The transcript has 7 exons. Gene Ontology annotation, cellular component: membrane. The record is from RefSeq and is a predicted model, not a curated record. Bases 248 to 1231 code for a protein of 327 amino acids. Gene Ontology annotation, biological process: immune response. NCBI's taxonomy places the organism in Eukaryota, Metazoa, Chordata, Actinopteri, Gobiiformes, Gobiidae.